AUGCCAACCCAACGAUCAUACCUCAGCAACUUCCUCGCCGCCUUCCGAGCCCACUCCCAAACCCUACCCAAAGCCUCACCCUCAAUCUCAACUUCGGCCGCCGCAGCCUCGACGGCAACGAUAUGGACGACCGCCGUAUCUACCACAUCAAAACCUCAAUCCACAGCCUCCGAACACACAGCCAGUAGUCCGCGCCCCAUAAACCCCAAAGUAAACCCCUACGCCGCAGCGGCAGCAGCGACGCAAUCCCAACAACAAGCAACCCCCUCCCACCAACUCCAACACCUCGUAAGUCCAACCACACACCUCCCCCGCUCGCCCUCCUCACCCAGCGUGGGCCCACCCGUCUACGGCCCCCCCAACAAACCCCAACCCAACUACCCCACCGUCCAAGAGGCCCGACAAGCGCGGCGGCGAGGAAGCGCGAGUAGUUCCGACUCCUCCGGCGGCUUCCGGGAAGUGCGACCGAGCGAGAAGUGGUUCGUGGGUGGGCGCACGGCGACGGGGGAGGAGAAGUAUUACAAGUUGAGUAUGGUGAAGCGGGAGAGGAGCGCGGAUCGCAUUUCGGCGGAUCAGUUGAGUUUGUGA
Molecule: messenger RNA, 588 nt
Organism: Recurvomyces mirabilis
Lineage: Eukaryota; Fungi; Ascomycota; Dothideomycetes; Mycosphaerellales; Teratosphaeriaceae
Exons: 1
Coding region: 1-588 (195 amino acids)
Source: RefSeq, a predicted model, not a curated record